Capronia epimyces CBS 606.96 is the source of this 1281-nucleotide messenger RNA. Its product is annotated as glutaryl-CoA dehydrogenase. The transcript has a single exon. Gene Ontology annotation, cellular component: mitochondrial inner membrane. Lineage: Eukaryota; Fungi; Ascomycota; Eurotiomycetes; Chaetothyriales; Herpotrichiellaceae. Gene Ontology annotation, biological process: fatty acid beta-oxidation using acyl-CoA dehydrogenase; fatty-acyl-CoA biosynthetic process. Bases 1 to 1281 code for a protein of 426 amino acids. The record is from RefSeq and is a predicted model, not a curated record. Gene Ontology annotation, molecular function: flavin adenine dinucleotide binding; glutaryl-CoA dehydrogenase activity; fatty-acyl-CoA binding.
AUGUUGAGUCGGAACAUGUACCGGCAAGCUGCGCGGGCGCGCUUGAUCUCAGCCGCCCGACCUCGCUCCCGCAGACACGCCAGCUCUGCCGCCACCUUCAAUUGGGAGGACCCUUUGGACUUGUCCCAUUUUCUGACGGAAGAGGAGCAAGCUAUCCAGGAGACUGCUCAUUCUUAUUGUCAAGAACGCCUGUUACCCAGGGUGUUGGAAGCAUAUCGCAAAGAAGACUAUGACAAGAAAAUCCUCCAAGAGAUGGGAGAGCUAGGCUUGCUCGGUGCGACAAUUCAAGGCUAUGGCUGCGCCGGAGUGAGCAACGUUGCUUCGGGGCUUAUUACGAGGGAAGUGGAAAGGGUGGACUCGGGCUACCGGUCAGGCAUGUCCGUUCAGAGCUCCCUCGUCAUGAAUCCGAUCUAUGAGUUUGGCACGCAAGAACAAAAAGACAAAUUCCUGGAGAAAUUGGGGAAGGGGCAGCUGGUGGGCUGCUUCGGCCUGACCGAACCCAACCAUGGUUCCGAUCCAGGUGCAAUGGAAACCACUGCCAAACCACACCCAACCAAGGAGGGCUAUUACUCUAUUUCCGGCGCGAAGACCUGGAUCACGAAUUCACCAAUCGCGGAUGUCCUGGUGGUCUGGGCAAAACUUCAAGAGACAGGCAAAAUCAGGGGCUUUGUGAUCGAGAGAGCAAAGUGCCCUCCAGGUACUCUGGAAACACCGCAAUUGAAGGACAAGAAUGGACUUCGAGCAUCCAUCACAGGAAUGAUCCAACUAGACGAAUGUCCGGUACCCAAGGAUAAUAUGUUUCCAGACGUCGAGGGACUGAAGGGGCCUUUUGCUUGCCUCAACUCUGCUCGACUGGGCAUUGCCUGGGGGACGAUGGGUGCGCUUGAAGAUUGCAUCAGCCGAGCCCGGGAAUAUGCCCUGGAGAGAAAGCAGUUCAAGAACAAUCCCCUCGCCAAAUACCAGCUCGUGCAGAAGAAGUUGGCAGACGCAUUGACAGAUGCUGCCUUCGGUCUAGCCGCCGCCUACCAGGUCAGCCGGUUGAAGGAUGAAGGCAAGGUCAGUCCAGAAAUGAUUUCCAUGAUCAAGAGACAGAACUGCGACCGAGCCCUGGUGAACGCGCGACAACUGCAGGAGAUCUUUGGUGGAAAUGCUGUCAGCGAUGAGUAUCAUAUUGGUAGGCAUGUUGCGAAUCUGUUUGUCACGCAGACAUACGAAGGACAGAGCGAUAUCCACGCGUUGAUCUUGGGGAGAGCCAUUACCGGAAUCCAGGCAUUUGCGUGA